UUGUAAAAAAAGAUAUUUCAAACUAUAUGUAUAAAAAUCUGAUUGUCCUAUGUAACACACAGAAUUAAUCAUAUUUCCCACCGAGGCUCUUGGAUAGGAGUAUUAGAAGUUUGAAAAUCAAUAUGCUUCGUCAGCUGCUCUUUAUUACAUUGACUUUGGUUGUUAUCGCUCAAAUUGUACAAGGAGAUUCCGAUUGCGAAAACCAGAGGAAUAAAGUUCUUGGGGACUUGAAGAAAGGCAUGUUUGGCGAAUUCAUUCCCUCAUGUGAUGCUGAUGGCAACUACAAGAAGGCCCAGUGCAACGCUUACACGGGUUACUGCUUCUGCGUCGAUCCGAUGACUGGCAAGCAGAUUGGCGAGAAAACGAUGGGAGAAGCGAAGUGUGAAUAGCUUCAACUGUCGCUGGAAAGUUAACUGAUCAGAACUGUAACUGUUAAAUUGAAAAUAAACAUGAAGCUCUGCUCUUCAAAAGGCAGAAUUAA
Molecule: messenger RNA, 481 nt
Organism: Argiope bruennichi
Lineage: Eukaryota; Metazoa; Arthropoda; Arachnida; Araneae; Araneidae
Product: testican-1-like
Exons: 5
Coding region: 123-389 (88 amino acids)
Source: RefSeq, a predicted model, not a curated record